Sorghum bicolor (sorghum) is the source of this 1688-nucleotide messenger RNA. Its product is annotated as cinnamoyl-CoA reductase 1. Gene Ontology annotation, molecular function: oxidoreductase activity, acting on the CH-OH group of donors, NAD or NADP as acceptor. The record is from RefSeq and is a predicted model, not a curated record. Bases 369 to 1385 code for a protein of 338 amino acids. NCBI's taxonomy places the organism in Eukaryota, Viridiplantae, Streptophyta, Magnoliopsida, Poales, Poaceae. The transcript is spliced from 7 exons.
ACACACAUCCACACACACAGACUCACCCCGCCGCCGCCACACUCACCCCGCCGCUGCCGCAUCAGCCACGCCGGGACGGCCGACCGAGCCCGCGCGCCGCCUCCUCCCCUGCUAGUCACUCCGGCCGGCCGCAUCCACUCGGCAAAACUACGUAUUCCAGUAGCGCCUGGACUGAGUUGCGCGCCACAAGCAGAUGAGCGCGCAGAGUCCCUGGAGCAACUAGCUAGCGGCAAAGGAGGAAGAAGGCCAUGUGAUAGUGAAUGUGCAUGUGCUCAGAAGCCAGCUGAACUCGCUGCGCCUAGCUAGCUAUCGACGGGCUGCUUAGCUGCGGCGGUGAGCCGGUGACUCGGAGGAGGCGGCGCCAACCCAUGGCCGGAGGUACAACGGUGUGCGUGACCGGCGCCGGCGGGUUCAUCGCCUCGUGGCUCGUGAAGCUCCUGCUCUCCCGCGGCUACACCGUGCACGGCACCGUCCGCGACCUCAGUGACGAGAAGACGAACCAUCUGAAGCGCCUGGAGAAUGCUGCCGGAAACCUCAGGAUUUUCAAGGCUGAUCUGCUGGACUACGACGCCAUGGCAGCUGCGGUCGUCGGGUGCCAGGGAGUUCUCCAUGUGGCCACUCCAGUGCCUUCAGAGAACCUGACUGACCCAGAGCUACAAAUGUUGGGUCCUGCUGUCACUGGUACAACUAAUGUGCUCAAGGCUGCCUCUGCCGCGAAUGUCCAGCGAGUGGUGGUUGUGUCAUCCAUGGUUGCCGUUGAGAUCAGCCCCAAAGAUUGGCCUGAAGGUAAGAUCCGAGAUGAGAGCUGCUGGUCAGACAAAGAAUUCUGCAGGAGCAUUGAGAGCUGGUACCCGGUCGCCAAGAUCAUCUCAGAAGAGGCGGCGCUCGCAUACGGGCGGCAAACCGGGCUUGACGUGGUGACUAUCAAUCCAGGGUUGGUGUUCGGCCCCCUGCUGCAGCCGACGGUGAACGCAAGCAUCCAGUUCCUCAUCUACUUCCUCAAAGGAGGCCCCGACCUGGUGAGGAACAAGCUCUGGCACGUCGUCGAUGUCCGUGACCUCGCCGACGCGCUGCUGCUGCUCUACGAGGUGCCUGAAGCAGCCGGCAGGCACAUCUGCGCGCCUCAUGUUAUCAGUGCCCGCGACCUGCUGGACUUGCUGAAGAGCAUGUACCCUGACAACCCUUUCAUUGCCAAGGAGAGCAUAUGUGAUAGAGAUCACCCAGCACCGAUGACUUCUGACAAGCUAAAGAACCUCGGGUGGAGCUGCCGGCCGCUGGAAGAGACGAUCCUGGACACAGUCGAGUGCUGCCAGCGGGCUGGGUUUCUUGACGGUGUGGCUGGGGAGACUCCCUGUCGUUUCCCUCCUAUCUUCAACAAAAUCUAGCCUCGGCGAAAGCAUGGAUUGCCGGCAAUGUUUCAACAAAACAUUGAAUCGGGGUGAUUGCUGCUUUUAUUUAUCUUAAUAAUCUGGACAAGCAUCAGCUUGCAUGUUGUUGUAUUCGGUGGCGCUGCUAUGUGUGUAUUGAUUGAUGUUCAUUCGAACUUGUAAAACUUUGUUUGUGUUUAAUUUCUACAUAAGAUGCAUGGAACAACCUUAGUAUGAGGUUGUUCGCAUUCUUGUCCCUACUUUGUUUCUCGUCUAUUUAUUUCCUACGAAAAGGAUGAAAACCUAUGAGUCUUGGUACAA